Messenger RNA from Medicago truncatula (barrel medic), 540 nucleotides. RefSeq names its product elongation factor G, mitochondrial. Gene Ontology annotation, biological process: mitochondrial translational elongation. The record is from RefSeq and is a predicted model, not a curated record. The transcript is spliced from 6 exons. Gene Ontology annotation, cellular component: mitochondrion. NCBI's taxonomy places the organism in Eukaryota, Viridiplantae, Streptophyta, Magnoliopsida, Fabales, Fabaceae. Bases 1 to 357 code for a protein of 118 amino acids. Gene Ontology annotation, molecular function: GTPase activity; translation elongation factor activity.
AUGGUUAAAUCUUACUUCAAAUUAAUCUUUGAGGGCGUCAUUCGGAAGGGGGAUUUUAUUACAAACGUUAACACUGACAAGACGUUUGAGGUUCCUCAUUUGUUUCGGAAGUGUAAUGAUGUGUUUAAGGUAAUUGAAGAGGCUAAUGCUGGGGAAAUAGUUGCUGUCUUUAAUGCACCAGGCUUUACUGAUGGGUUAGUAAGUUAUACAAUGACUUCCAUUGAUGUUUCUGAGUCGGUCUCAAGAGAUUCUGACGUGCAAGGUAAAGGCGAUGCGUAUUUACCAUUUGUCAAGGUUUAUGGAGGCAAAGGACGAUUGGUAUUGAUGAAAAGUAUCUCUGGAUUACUCAAACGUUAAAUUACACUGUCCUGUAAUAAUUGCCCAAAAAGAUUUUUACUUUUGGUUUCCUAUGUAACUUUAGUUAUCUCCCAUCUAAUUAAUAAGGAGGCCUAAUUUAUGGAGAUAAGGCUUGACUGUUGCUUUAGAGAGAGAAAUAAUAAAUAGUUAAGGAAUAUAAAGAAUACUCGAGGCAUCCUCUCA